Molecule: messenger RNA, 973 nt
Organism: Salvia hispanica
Lineage: Eukaryota; Viridiplantae; Streptophyta; Magnoliopsida; Lamiales; Lamiaceae
Product: ras-related protein RABB1b-like
Molecular function (GO): GTPase activity; GTP binding
Source: RefSeq, a predicted model, not a curated record
GAAGCAUUUCUUUCUUUCUUUUUCUUCUCCAAAUUUAUAGCUUCUUCCUUAACAAAAGAAAACAAAAGAUUCGUUGUUGGUUGCUUCACGGAAUCCACAUAAACCCGACGCUAAGGAAAAGAAUACCACUCCUACGCUCCACAAUCCGCUGCGUCGCCGUCGUUGUUGAAGAAUGUCGUACGACUACCUCUUCAAAUACAUAAUCAUCGGCGACACAGGUGUGGGCAAAUCGUGCUUGCUUCUGCAGUUCACUGAUAAGAGGUUCCAGCCAGUGCAUGAUCUCACAAUAGGAGUUGAAUUCGGUGCUCGGAUGGUUACUAUCGACGGCCGCCCAAUUAAGCUUCAGAUUUGGGACACUGCUGGUCAAGAGUCAUUCAGGUCGAUCACUAGAUCGUAUUACAGAGGGGCAGCUGGCGCGCUUUUGGUUUACGACAUCACCAGGAGGGAGACUUUUAAUCACUUAGCAAGCUGGCUUGAAGAUGCUCGGCAGCAUGCAAAUCCAAAUAUGACAAUCAUACUUGUAGGAAAUAAAAGUGAUCUUGCUCAUAGGAGAGCGGUAAGCAAAGAGGAAGGAGAACAGUUUGCGAAAGAAAAUGGACUUCUGUUCUUGGAGGCAUCUGCAAGAACAGCGCAAAAUGUAGAAGAGGCUUUCACUAACACGGCCACCAAGAUACUUCAGAAGAUUCAGGAAGGUGUUUUUGAUAUGUCCAACGAGUCAUCAGGUAUCAAAAUUGGGUACGGACGCACCCAAGGUCCAGCAGGUGGAAGAGGUGGAGCUGUAGCUCAACAAGGUGGAUGCUGCAGCUGAUUGUGGAUAUAAGCAUAUCAUAGCAAUUGUGGAUUUAACUAUUGUGCCUCUGUAAUAGGCUUUGAUAAAAUAUUUCUAGAACUGUACAGUCAGCCACCACGUAAAUGAACUCUAAUGAAACCAGUUGCUUCACUCAAACACUUACAAUUAUCAUUGUAUAUUGCA